Messenger RNA from Medicago truncatula (barrel medic), 1362 nucleotides. Its product is annotated as cytidine deaminase 1. Gene Ontology annotation, cellular component: cytosol. The transcript has a single exon. NCBI's taxonomy places the organism in Eukaryota, Viridiplantae, Streptophyta, Magnoliopsida, Fabales, Fabaceae. The record is from RefSeq and is a predicted model, not a curated record. Bases 93 to 989 code for a protein of 298 amino acids. Gene Ontology annotation, molecular function: zinc ion binding; cytidine deaminase activity.
UCUUCCUCCUCCACUCCUCAUUUCUCUAAACACUCACACACCAUAACUCAAAAUAGUUAUAAAAAAGUGUGAAGAAGAGAAAGAAAAUAAAAAUGGAAGAACCUAAAUUCAUAAUAGAAGUAUCAGAAGCAAAAUCAUUAACCCAAUCAACAAACCUAACCCUAACCCAACUCCUCCCCACCAUUGUCAAAUCAUCCCAACCAUUAGCCCGUGUCCCUAUCUCCAAAUUCCAUGUUGCGGCCGUCGCAGUUGGAAUCUCCGGUCGAAUCUUCAUCGGUGUCAAUGUCGAAUUCCCUAACCUUCCUUUUCACCAUACCAUCCAUGCAGAACAAUUUCUCUUAACAAACCUCUCCCAUAACAAAGAAACUCAAAUUCAAUACCUUGCAGUCUCCGCUGCACCUUGUGGCCAUUGCCGCCAGUUUCUUCAAGAAAUUCGUGGCGCCGGAGAUAUUCCUCUCCUCAUAACAUCUGACUUGGAGAAAACUGCGAAAACUGAGUUUACAUCUCUUUCUGAAUUCCUUUCUCAUCCUUUUGGUCCUCAUGAUCUUCUACCUAAACAUGUUCCUCUACUCCUAGAGCCUCGUCAUAAUGAUUUGUGUUUUAUAGAAAUAGAAGGUCCGAUCACAAAUUCAAUAAAGCCACACCUGAAGGAUGCAGCACUGAAAGCUGCGAAUGAAUCACAUGCGCCGUACAGUGACUCACCUUCAGGUGUGGCUUUAUUGGAUUCACGUGGGAAUGUUUAUAAAGGUAGUUAUAUGGAAUCAGCAGCUUAUAAUCCUAGCAUGGGACCGGUUCAGGCUGCUUUGGUGGCUUUUAUUGUUGGCGCCAGGGACGGUGCAGCGGAGUAUGGAGAAUUGGUGGAAGCGGUUUUGGUGGAGAAAGAGGAUGCAGUGGUGAAACAGGAGGAUACGGCAAGGCUGUUGCUUAGGUCCAUCGCACCUCAAUGUAGCUUCAAUGUGUUUCUUUGCAGUUCCAAUAAUAAAAUCUAAUUGAUCUUGUUAUUUAGAUGGUGGGUCAAAUCCACCAUCUACAUGGUAAAAACAACAUAAUGGAAUCUAUUUCCAACUAAAGGAUGAUAGAUCCAUGUUCUUGUGAGCACAAUCAUGAUAGUCCAGCUUAAAAGAAGGGUGGGGUGCCAUUCUUUAAAAGAUGAUGUUUUUAUCUUCUAGUAUGGACAUAAAAAAUACGUGGCAUUAGUACUUUUUGGACCACCUCUCUUUUUAUCUCUUCUCACACACCAAUUGGGUAUCUUAUGAAGAAUGAUUUGGUGAGGUUGAAGAUUUUAAUCUUUAGAUAUACAUGCAUUUGUUAAGCAAAAAUUAAUUCUAUUAUAAGAAAGCUUAGUGACAAAUUCGUCCCAUA